Nematocida parisii ERTm1 is the source of this 841-nucleotide messenger RNA. RefSeq lists its product as uncharacterized. The record is from RefSeq and is a predicted model, not a curated record. The transcript has a single exon. Lineage: Eukaryota; Fungi; Microsporidia. Bases 1 to 834 code for a protein of 277 amino acids.
AUGGUACUUUGUAUUUCAUUCAUGGGAACUGUACUUGCAGGAGACCAUAAAAAAGGAAAGAAGAACUCUUCUUUAUCAAACAGAAAGGCACACAGAAAAAAUCUAGUGAAUGACAUAAAAAGAAAAAAAGACAGAAAGUACAAGCUGGAGAAAUUUGAGCUAUACGGUAUGGAAAGUGAUCUUUCAAAUGAUGUUUCAUCUGAUGGAUAUAAAGCAGACUCCGGAAUAAUAAUCAAGUCUUUAAACAAAGCAAGUAAAAUUCUUGGAGUUAGUGCAGAAGUAGUUGAAACUCCUAUACUAACAUGUACAUCAUGUGCCAGCAGUAUUACAGAAACCAAAUCUACUGCUUCAAAAGAAGAAGAGGAAGAGAAAAAAUCUACUACAGAGGAAGAAUCUGUAAAUGGAAGUACUGUAGAAAGCACUGACACAGACAGCUUUUCCUAUGUGUCUGACUUUAAUACACAGAUAGAAGAUUUAGAGUAUAAACUUGAAUCAAUGCUUACAGAUGACAUCAAUACAGCAGAAAUUGCAAAUACAUUUGAAUUAAAUGUGAAGCUUGAAGAGAUUAAGAAUUCAAUAGGCAAGCAUACGAUGACUGAGAGUGAAUUAAGUCUUAUCCAUAAAGUAACUGAAGAACUAGAGAAGGACAAUAUCCCAGCAGAUAAAGUGCUUUCUAAAAUGGUACAGACAGUGCUUUUUGAGUCAAAGUCAGAGGAUGGUAAAACAGAGGCAACCAAAAUCAACAUUGGUAGCUAUAUAUACUUAAAAACAGUCGAUGCCAACCCAGGCGUAUUACAAAAAACUGUAACUAAAGUAUUUGUAAUUUCAGAAUAAACAGCAA